UCUCGAUUCGAGUUCAGUUUAAUUCUGAAAGGCAGUCGGUUCGUUUCGUUAAAUGCAAGCGAUUGUUAUUGAUUUAAACAAAAAUAGAAAAUAAUUUUAUUUUUUAAAAAAAUAUCUACAAUAAGAAAAAUUAGAUAGAAUAAAAAUCUUCUAUCUAUUUUAGGACGGGAAAAACUUUUUAACUCAAUUUUAUUUUGGAAAACCUUUCUCGAUUUUCCAUUCUCGUUCUUACAAAAUCAUCAUAAAGGGAACAUUAUUUUUCUCUUCUUUGUAUUUUUCUUAUUUUUCUAUAAGUUUUCAUCAAUAAGAGAACGAUCUGUGGGAUUAAUAAAUAAAAGAAGAAUUAAAAUAUAAAUCCCCGCUGGAAUUUUUCGUUGUUUCUCGCCGUUUUCCCUUUUGUAUUCUGAUUUUUCCUCAAAAGUGCAAUUGCGAUCAGAUCAGUCAAGAGUUUUAAUUUAAUUUUAUUAAUUUACAUCAAUUCACUGCGACAUCAACGACGACGGACGGUGGAAAAGAAAAGCGCUGACAAAUAUUUUCAUUUUCCGUGCAAAAUCACAAUCACACAAUAUAAAAGUGCUGAAGCUAAAGAAAUACACAACAAAUUAAGUGGAAUUAAAUUAUUUCUGUAACAAAGUGCAAUACACAACAAAAAUCAAAUUAAAAAUAAAAUAAAGAAAGAAAAAAAGAAGAAAAUUGAAGUGGCAUCCCUUUUGAUACGAAAAAAGUACCUGUUUUGAGUUGCAGUUAUUUUAUUUUCUAUAAUCAAAUAAAAAUUAAAUUAUAAAAGUUUAAGGAAGUUUUUACUACUACUCGUAUAAAUUAUAAAUUAUCAUUGCUAUAACUGUAUAUUUAUUCAUUAUUUUUUGAUUUGAAAAAAAGAGGAGAAGAAAAAUAAAAAUAAUAAAACGGCAAAAUGAGUGUCUGCGAAAAUAAUAACACACAACAACAAAACACACAGAGCAUAGCCGACUAUCUGGCUCAAUUACUUAAGGACAGGAAACAAUUGGCAGCUUUUCCGAACGUUUUCAAUCACGUGGAACGUUUGCUGGAUGAAGAGAUUGCCAGAGUACGUGCUUCCUUAUUUCAAAUAAAUGGCGUCAAAAAAGAACCACUCACAUUACCAGAUCCAGAAGGAACGCCUAUCACAUUAAAUGAAAAAGUCUAUGUGCCAGUAAGAGAACAUCCAGAUUUCAACUUUGUUGGAAGAAUCUUGGGUCCCCGCGGUAUGACAGCUAAACAAUUAGAACAAGAGACUGGUUGUAAAAUUAUGGUCAGAGGCAAAGGUUCUAUGAGAGACAAAAAGAAGGAAGACGCUAAUAGAGGCAAACCAAAUUGGGAACAUCUUUCAGAUGAUUUACAUGUUCUCAUCACCGUUGAAGAUACUGAAAACAGAGCAACACUAAAAUUAGCACAAGCUGUUGCUGAAGUUCAAAAAUUGCUUGUGCCGCAAGCUGAAGGCGAAGAUGAGCUUAAAAAACGUCAACUCAUGGAGUUAGCUAUUAUAAAUGGCACAUAUAGAGAUACAACUGCGAAAUCGGUCGCUGCAGUUGAAGAAGAAUGGCGUCGGGUAGUUGCUGCAUCUGCCGAAAACCGUUUGCUUCCAACCGCCAUUCCCGGUCUAGCGCAACAAAUGCGUGCUCCAACAGCAACCCCACUGGGUGCCCCACUUAUCCGAAUGACAGUGCCGACAUCAGCGGCCAGUCUUUUACCUGGACAAGCACAGCCCGGACUUGAGCAUGCCGCCGCCCAUGGUAUGAUUUUCGCCCCCUUUGGUGAUUACAACUACGCGGCGGCGUUAGGCAAUCCUUUGCUUACGGAAUACGCAGACCAUAGCGUUGGUCGAUAUUUGCAUGCCGGCUCCGUCUUUUGAAUAUUAAAUAUUUUUUUUUAAUUAUUUAUAAAUAUAGUUAGAUGUUAAAAUAUACUCAUAUCUUUUUCUAGGAUAUAACGAACAUUAUCUGAAAUGAAUUAUUAAAGUGUUUUUUUAGUUUAAAGUUUAAUCAGAUAGUGUAUAAAAAAUUAAAAGAAUUUUAUACAUAAAAAAGAAGAGAAGAUUUUAUUGUUAGUUUUUUUUUAAAUCUUCAUAAAUUUGCAAGCAUUCAAAAUAUUAAAAACAAAAAAAAAAUAUUGUACAAAGCUUGUACAUGUUAAGUUUCCUUGUUUUUUGUUUUAUACCAAUUGACACAUAUUUUCAUAGUUAGAAUCAUAAUUAUUAUAAUCAUAAACUUUAUAAAGUUUAAACAUAAAAAUAUUUAAAAUACUCAUUUGGAAGAGUAUUGAAUUUAAAAAUAAAAAUGACAAAAUGAGUUAAACGUCAAAAAGAAGCUUAUUUUAAACAAGAAGAAAAAUUGACUUAAACAGCAAUUUUGAAUUCAUUGUAUUUACUGUAAAUAUUUAGUAUUCUUUUAUUUUUCUAUGAUAAAAAAUUAAUUUAUAAAUAAUUUUUGCCCAUAAACAUUAUAAGUGAUUUUUUAUCCAGUGGUGGAUUAUUAUUAUUAUUAUUAUUUUCAUAAUAUUUAUUUUUAUAAAUAUUUUCAUGACAUGAGUAUAUUCUAGUUUAUUAUUUUCUUUGCUUUAAAUAAUUAAGUUUUAAUAUUUCUUAAUAUUUAAAUAUUUGUUUAAGUAUUAUUUUGUUGUUUGGUGUUGGGCUUUUAUUAGUUAACUUUUAUAUUAGAUUUUGUGUACCUUUAUUUACGAGGAGCUAUUUAGUAGGAUUUAGUUUUUAUUUUAUUUUCAUUUUAUUUAUGAUUAAUUUAUUAAAUAUUUUAUUUUACGCUUUAGAAAAAAAAACAGUAAUAAACUAACCUGUUACACUUUUUUGUAAUAUAUAACUUUAGUAAAGCCUGAAAACCAAAUUCAUUUCAUAAAUUUAUAGAAACAGACCAUUUAUAAUACACAUUAACAGGGUGUUUUUUGAUUUAUGUUGAUGCUUUUAAGGUCAAAAUUACAAUAGAUAAGUAAAAUUAUCUAAAACAAAAAAUAUACAAAGAUCCCGUUUUACAUUUCAGAACUCUUUAGCCAUCAAAUUCAUCAAUAUCUGAUCUUAUCUGUUAAAUUAAGUAAACUGCUUUAUUUUUGAAAAUAAAUUAUAUCGAAACUUGGCAUUACUUUUAAACUAGUGUUACCCUUCUUGAAUAUUAAUUAAGGAAUUUACAAUUGUCUUGUAGAUGUUUGAUGUGACGAAUUUAAAGCGCAACACAAUUAUUUUUUUGACAGUUCGAGCCAUGCUCUGAACUAAAAAAGAAAAACGCCAAUGAUUUACUUAAAUUAAACAACCAAACAUAACUUACUUCAGACCGAAAGAAAACUGUCAAAAUGUAUUGCCAAUUUUUAAUUUAUUCUUUUUUUUAAAGUACACUUUUUACAUGAGAAAACAUCACAGAACAAGAUAAAUAUACGAUUUGGCAUUUGACUUAAAGCACACUUUUUAAAAACAUGGCAAAUUUAGAAUAAAACAAAAAUACACGGUUUGACAUUUGUCAGUUUCAACAUAAUAGAGAAUCCAUUUAAAAUGGAAAAAAAUACAAAUCAAAAACUCUUAACACUCCAAAUCCAUCAAUUUCAGAUCCUAGAUACACCUACAUAUGUUUAUUUCAAAUAUCAGUUAAAUUAAGUAAACUGCGCUUUCUUUGAAAAUAAAUUAAACCGAAACUUGGCAUCACUUUUUAACUAGUGUUACCUUUCUCGAAUUUCAAUCAAGGAAUUUACAAACGUCUUCUAGAUAUUUUUCGAUUUACUUAAAUUAAACUACCAAAUACAACUAACUUCAGACCGAAAGAAAACUGUCAAAAUGUAUUACACAGAAAACAGUAUUGCCAGUUUUUAAUUUCUUCUUUGUUUUAAAGUACACUUUUUACAUGAGAAAACAUCACAGAAAAAGAUAAAUAUGCGGUUUUGAAUUUGACUUAAAGCAUACUUUUUAAGAACAUCACAAAUUUAGAAUAAAAUAAAAAUACAUUUGAUAUUUGUUAGUUUCAAAAUAAUAAAGAAUCCAUUUAAAAUGAAAAAAAUACAAAUCAAAAACUAUUAAUACUUCAAUUCCAUCAAUAUCUGAUCCUAGAUCCAUCUACAUAUUUAUAUUUCAAAUAUCUGUUAAAUUAAGUAAUGCGCUUUCUUUGAAAAUAAAUUAGAUCGAAACUUGGCAUCACUUUUUAACUAGUGUUACCUUUCUCGAACUCCAUUCGAGGAAUUUAAAAACGUCUUCCAGAUGUUUUAUGAUUUACUUAAAUUAAACUACCAAACACAACUAACUUCACACCUUAAAUGAAACGUCAAAAUGCAUUACACAGAAAACAGUAUUGCCAGUUUUUAAUUCCUUCUUUGUUUUAAAGUACACUUUUUAUAUGAGAAACAUCACAGAAAAAGAUAAAUAUGCGAUUUUGAAUUUGACUUAAAGCAUACUUUAGAAUAAAGCAAAAAGUACAGUUUGACAUUUUUUAAGUUUCAACAAAGUAAAAAAUCAAAAUGUUUGAGGACAUUUUUAAUUUAGAAUUUCUUCAACAACUUAAGAGAUGAUUUGCUUUGAUACAAGAUGAAGUGAAGAAAUACUCCAAAAUUUCAAAAUAAAAAGAGAUUAUUAAUUAAAAUUGUAUUUGUAUUUUUUUUUUUAAUCGCAGAACUAAAACAAGUUAAACAUAAAUAAAAAUCACCCUAAAACAUAACACAGUGCCAUCCGCUUAAUAUAGCAUUAUAUACUUACCAAACAAUAAUACCAGUCUUAGUUAAUUUAAUUUACUUUAAAAUAUAAACAAAAGUAUAAAAACAAUAACAACAAAUUUUUGUAUUGGCUUUUAUAUUAUUGUUAUUAUUAUGAUAUUAUUAUUAUAGUUUUUUUUGUUUUGUUUUAUUUAAACACUUUUCUUUCUUGCUCAGCAGGAUUUCGGGUUGAAUCAAAAUGGUGCUUAGUAUAUCAUAAUUAUUAAAUUUUAUUAUUAUAAUUAUUAUUUAGUUUAAUUGUUAAUUUUAAAUCAAACAGAAAAAUAUAUAUAUAUAUUUAAAAAAAAAUGCAAGCUCACCGAAUUCCGUCCAAUACAUGUUUUUUUUUAGUUGCUAGUCAAAUAAAGUUUUUUUUUUAUUUAAUUUUUAUUUUCCUUUUAGUUAACUUUUUUUAUAAAAUUACAAAACAAAAAUAUAAACAAAAAACCUGCAUGAUGUUGAAUUUUUUUCCAAGCCUCUCACUUUUUUUAUCCUUUUAAUUCCUUCGUUAAGUAUGUAUUUUUAAAUCCUGGUAUGAAAUCACUUAUAAAUUAAAUUAAAAAUACAAAAAUAAUAUUCAUUCCAAAGAAUAAAAUAAUUAAAUAAAAAUAAAAACGAACAGAUAAACAGGCAAACACAAUUAAUAGACAAAGAGAAAUAAAUUCUUUUGGUUUUUAAUUCAUUUUCAUAAAUAUUAGAAUAUUUUUUUUAUUUUUUAUUCAUACAAAUUUAUUUUUAAUUUAAACUUCAAACAAUAAAAACUUAUACAAAAAUGUAUUUUUCAAAGUAGGAGCACUAAAACAACACAGACGUUUUUCUAACAGAGAACAUCCGUAUCAGAGGGCUGGGGUCUCUCAUAAACCACCAAAUUUUAUUGAAAUUCAGUAAAACAAAAAUUAAACAAACAAAUUUUAAAUUUAAAUUUAUAAAGUAAAAAACAAAAUAUUUUUACAUUUUUACUCACGAACGAACAAAUCUUA
Molecule: messenger RNA, 5675 nt
Organism: Eupeodes corollae
Lineage: Eukaryota; Metazoa; Arthropoda; Insecta; Diptera; Syrphidae
Gene: how
Product: protein held out wings
Exons: 7
Coding region: 914-1870 (318 amino acids)
Biological process (GO): regulation of mRNA splicing, via spliceosome
Cellular component (GO): nucleus
Molecular function (GO): mRNA binding
Source: RefSeq, a predicted model, not a curated record